Messenger RNA from Penicillium taxi, 1689 nucleotides. Its product is annotated as serine/threonine-protein kinase RIO1. Gene Ontology annotation, biological process: maturation of SSU-rRNA. Bases 1 to 1689 code for a protein of 562 amino acids. Gene Ontology annotation, molecular function: ATP binding; protein serine/threonine kinase activity. NCBI's taxonomy places the organism in Eukaryota, Fungi, Ascomycota, Eurotiomycetes, Eurotiales, Aspergillaceae. The record is from RefSeq and is a predicted model, not a curated record. The transcript has a single exon. Gene Ontology annotation, cellular component: cytosol; preribosome, small subunit precursor.
AUGAGUGUACCUGCUCAGGUUCCUGGCCCGGCCGAUGGUCUUGCACCGACUCACACCUACAUUCCCAAUCAGGGUUAUGUUAAUCCCGAGGGUGCUGACCCUGCUGUGGCGGGGCAAGACCAAGAAGACGAUGAAGAAUACGACGAUAUUUUCGAGUCUGAAGACGAGGAAGGAGACCUUCUUCACCAGGAAGAAUUCCAAUCAUCAAACUCUGGUGACCUGACCAAGGCCUACAACCGCCAAAAAAAACUGAACACUCUUGCCGCCGACUCUAAUACGCCAAGAUGGACCUACCCGAAAACCAACACACAAAAGCCUACAGUCAAUACAUACGCUUCAGUCGAUGACCAGGUUAAAUCUCUGACUCGUCAUGCGGCAAAGAUCAAGCUCGAUGUUCAACAAUCUGGUUUAUCGACCAAGAACGAGCGUGGAGGAGACAGAGCAGACCGUGCAACAUCAGAGCAGGUGCUGGAUCCUCGCACUCGAAUGCUUCUUUUGCAGAUGAUCAACCGUGGACUUGUUUCAGAGAUCCACGGUUGUCUGUCGACCGGAAAGGAGGCCAAUGUCUACGAUGCCAUCUUGUUUUCCGACGAUGAUGAGGCUGUCGCCCAACACCGUGCCAUCAAGGUCUACAAGACCAGCAUUCUGGUAUUCAAAGAUCGUGAUAAGUACGUGACAGGUGAGUUCCGUUUCCGUCAAGGCUACAGCAAGAGCAACAACCGAGCAAUGGUCAAACUCUGGGCUGAGAAAGAGAUGCGGAACUUGCGGAGGAUUCACGCCUCGGGUAUUCCAUCCCCCGAGCCUUAUUACCUUCGUCUGCAUGUUCUCAUGAUGGGUUUUAUCGGAAGUUCAAAGGGUGUUCCUGCCCCUCGCUUAAAGGAUGUUGAAUUUGAUAUCCCCGAGCCCGAGACACGCUGGCAUCACCUGUAUAUGGAGUUAUUGGGCUACAUGCGAGUGAUGUACCAGACCUGCAGACUAGUGCAUGCCGAUCUUAGUGAGUACAAUAUUCUUUAUCACAAAGAGCGGCUGUACAUCAUUGAUGUCAGUCAAAGUGUUGAGCAUGACCACCCACGCAGUCUGGAAUUCCUGCGCAUGGAUAUCAAGAAUUGCAGCGAUUUCUUCCGUCGCAAGGGCGUGCACGUACUAGGCGAGCGAACCAUCUUCCAGUUCAUCUUGUCUCCUGAAGGACCGGUAGAGGCGGAGGUUGGUGGCGCGAUGUUUGAGGCCAUUGAGAAACUUUUCACUGCUCGUGACUCGGGUACUGUCGAGGAUCAGGAGGAGGAAGAAGUCGAUACUGCUGUUUUCCGUCAGCAGUAUAUUCCCCAGACCCUGGACCAAGUAUACGAUGUUGAGCGUGAUGCCGAGAAGAUCCGUGACGGAGCAGGCGGCGACCUCGUCUAUGGAGAUUUGCUUGCCGGUGGAAAGGCCAAGCCUACUGUCAAGGACGUUGAUGCCGAAAUCAAUGCUAGCGGCGAAGACGUGGCUUCAGGCUCCGAGUCCGGUGACAGUGACGAAGAGUAUGACCCCUUUGCGAAGAAGGCGCCCCGUGGUAAACGCUUCGAGGACAAGGACUCAAAGCGUGAGCAUAAGCUGAAGGUCAAAGAAGAGAAGCGAGAGCAGCGUGCUACAAAGAUGCCUAAGCAUCUUAAGAAACGUCUUGUCUCUACUUCGUCAAAGAAGAAGAAAUAG